AGCUGCUUGAAGAUCGCCAUGGCGACUCGCUACGGCAGCAUUGCGAUGCCGGCGGUGCCGGAGCGCCAGAGUCUGGGAUGGAAGGGCUUCUUUCUCGCGCUUGUUGUGUCCAUGCUUAUCUUUGCCUCGGAUAUAGUGUAUCCUGUUGUUGUGUCUCCACACACUGUAGCCACAGCAACCGAGGCGUCCGCCGAACAGACGUUCGAUGUGAUCGUUGUGGGGAGUGGACCUGCAGGUCUAGUGGCGGCAGAACUGCUGUCUCGCGACCCCAAAGUCAACGUGUUGAUCCUGGAAGCUGGCGGUCCAAGCCUCGAGUGUACUGGGGGGAAGUUGGCUCCCCCAUACGCCAACGGCACGAAUCUGACAUAUUUUGACAUUCCAGGGGAGUACGCAAACGUGGCAUUCAUGCUGCCUCCCUCCAUCUCGAAUUCCUGGCACAUGGAAUGGCUCGAGUCUCCAAAAAACCACUUGGCCAAGCUCGUGGGUGGUUCGUCCUCUAUCAACGCAGCGCUUUACUUUCGCCCCCCUACGUCGUACCUCGAAGAGAUUCAGUGGCCGUAUUCAGCAGCCGACGUCGCGACAGGGUUUGCCGAGAUCGAAAAAGGGUUUGGUUGGACCGAUUGCCCGUCGACAGAUGGCCUGUGGUACGCCCAGGACGUGUAUUCGCUCAUGGCAGCUGCGCUCAAGCACGCCAACUACUCGGAGCACAAGAUCAACCAAAACCCCGACUUGAAGCAUCUCGUGUAUGGCCACCCGCCGUUCACGAUCAAGCACGGCUUGCGCGAUUCGCCUGCCAAGACUUUCCUCGGCUCGAUGGCGAAACGCGCCAACGUCGUGCUCGAAACGUGGGCGAUCGUCGCACAAGUGCUUCACAAUGACGGGAAGGCGUCAGGCGUGUCGUACAAUAAAGGAAAAGCGCUGGUGACAGCCAAGCUGCGGUCACAUGGCGGUGCGAUCCUGUUAGCAGCUGGGGCUUUGAAUACCCCCAAGCUCCUCCUUCAGUCGGGCAUUGGUCCCAAACGGCAAGACGCUCUGGUCCGUUCGUUGGCGCUGCCAAUGUCCGAGUCGUGGAUUGCAAACGAAGCGGUGGGUGCGCAGUUGUUUGACACGCACCAAGUCGCCGUCACGUUCCGCGCGCCGAAAGCAGCGGCGCUUGAGACGGACGAUGGCGACCACCCAUUCGGAUUUGACUACUUGCACCCAACGCAAGACGCGAUUGCCCAAUUUUUGGACGGACGUGCUGGCCCCCUGGCCAGUUCCAACCCGGUCUUUGUCUCGUACGAGUCUGUCGUCCACCCCGCGACUGCCCGCGAGUACCAUUUUCAAAUCACGGUGUUUCCCCACACCUUGCCCCGCGGCGACAACUCGACCGCCGACCCGAUGGACUUUACGCUGUGCUUCAACCUAAACAACCCCACGUCCCGCGCGGCGCUCGGGUUCUUUCCAAAGACAACGUCGCGUCGGCACCGCCUGGUGUACGGCAUGCUGCCCAACUCGACGCUGUACUGGGACAACGACGAGGAUCUGGACAUGAUGGUCGCAUUUAUCAACGAGACAAUGUCUCGGCUGGCCCAAGUGAACACGACCCCCAUCUUUCCCCCACCCACCCCCGUUACGAUGGGGUCGUCGUGGAGCGCAUCCCCCCACGAGUGGGUCCGCCACCACACACUCAUUACAGACCACUUUGGCGGCACUUGCGCGGUCGGCGCCGACAACACGUCGUGUGUGGACUCGAGCCUCCUCGUUCGAGGCACAUCGAACGUGUUUGUAGGCGACGGCAGUCUCGUCACCGGGGGAUCGGUCAACCCGUACGGGUUUGUCAUGUACAGCGGGUACCAAGCCAGCGUUGGCAUCAAGAAGCACCUGACAAUGUCGAAAGCGAACGGAAUUGGGAACCACCACGACGGCAGAGGUUCGUCGUAGCGUUUGAAAUUAAUUCUACUCGAGAACGCGACGUCAUGAGCACAUGGGAACUUGACUGAAAAGACAUGUCGGGAAGUACCUGGAGCGAUCG
This is a messenger RNA of Aphanomyces invadans, 2014 nucleotides long. RefSeq lists its product as hypothetical. Bases 19 to 1923 code for a protein of 634 amino acids. NCBI's taxonomy places the organism in Eukaryota, Oomycota, Saprolegniomycetes, Saprolegniales, Verrucalvaceae. Gene Ontology annotation, molecular function: oxidoreductase activity, acting on CH-OH group of donors; flavin adenine dinucleotide binding. The transcript is spliced from 8 exons. The record is from RefSeq and is a predicted model, not a curated record.